AUGGAGACUUUGCUCCAGAAUGAGCUAAUGCUUAAAAGUGGCGAAGUGGUGCCAACGUCUCAGGCACUUGCGGGGAAAAAGGUCAUUGGUCUUUACUUUAGUGGCCACUACUGUCCACCAUGUCGUAAGUUUACGCCACUGCUGGAUCUGGUGUACAAGAACAUUAAAACUGCUGGUCACGAAGAUUUGGAGAUUAUUUUUGUGUCUUCGGACAAGGAGGAAGCCAAAUUUAUCGAGUAUUUUCAAGAAAUGCCAUGGAUUGCUCUACCUUAUCGACGUCGUGACCUGAAACUUGAGCUUUGUGACAAGUUUAUUGUCAAGACAAUACCCACUCUUAUCUUUUUCAAUGAAAAAGGUCAAGUCGUGGAGCGUGAAGGCCGCUAUUUUGUGACAAACCACUUGAACGACAUUGACGCCAUCCUCACCCAUCUCCGUCAGGAGAAGAAGACCGAGUAG
Molecule: messenger RNA, 456 nt
Organism: Peronospora farinosa
Lineage: Eukaryota; Oomycota; Peronosporomycetes; Peronosporales; Peronosporaceae
Source: the annotation of a GenBank genome assembly